CUCGUUUCCUUCUGUGAAAUAUUUCAGGUAAAGCUGGGUGGAGACUUCUGAGGAGACCAGUAUGUCUUACUCACACUUCCCUGUGAGCACAGACAGGUCCAGAGGACGAGAGACGAACGCUGACAGAACUCAAAGCAGCCGCUCAUCCAGGAACAAAAGGAUGCUUUACACUGAGUUACUGCAACUGUGGCAACAUUCGGUGGAGGCCGUGGAUGCGAAGGACUGGCCAACAGCUCUGGCCAAACUCAAUGAGAUCAGUGAGCCCACUUCUCGCACGCUGUUUAAUACGGCCUCAUGUUACCUGGCCCUGGGGCAGCUGGAUUUGGCCUUGAAGGCUUUACACUUAACCAUUGCUAAGGAUGAACGCCUUGCUGUCGCCUUCUUCCAGCGAGGAGCAGUGAUGAUGGAGAUGGGCAGGUUGGAAGAGGCUCUAUCUGACUAUAUCUGGGCACAGAAACAUAUGCGAGAGAACGUAGUGAUUGACUACAAACAGCUGGGACUGAGAUUUAAACUGUACAGCUGGCAGGUGUUAUACAACGCAGCAGCUGUGUAUUGUCAGAUGGGCCAGUGGGAGCAGGCCAGGGACGUCCUGCUGUCAGCCUCCCAGGAGAAAGGACCAGGACGAGGGGGGAGCAUGGAGGCAGCUUUGGAGAGCAUCAGGAGUAAGCAGGCCCUGGAUCCUCUCCUGGUACCUGAGGGCGUGGUGUUUCGUCCCAGGAAACAGGAUGUGGAGCAGCUGCAGCAAAGAGACUUCUUGGGAAAAGCGACGAGAAUUUCCAGUGGGAUUCCCCUCCCACCAGGACUCAAGCCACCCACUCGCCCACAGUCUCAGCAUAGUCCUGCAGCUCCUCCACAGGGACAUCUUACCUCAGACACACCUCCCCCAUCGUACAUUACUGCCACCCACUCUGAGACUCCCUCAGACACAGCCAAAACACGAGACCAGUUUUUCAUCUAUUUUCCUGCUGAUCCACCACUUCCUCUCACUCCCUCGUCCUCUCUCAUUAGACGUAAGCACCACGGCUCCAGCGUGCUGACACCUCUGGAUGAGGAAAUCGAGUCAGCUCACACUGUGCAGCAGUUGGCUGAGGCCGGCAGAGCUACCCUGUGGUGCCAGAAAGAAGAUCCCCUGGCCAGCCGUACUAUCCUCUACCAGAUGGUGGCUCUUUAUGAUUAUGAUGCUCAGGGGCCAGAAGACCUGGAGUUCAGUGAAGGCGACACUAUUGACAUCCUCGGUGAAGUUAAUCAGGAGUGGCUGGAGGGACACUGUGCAGGAAGUAUUGGGAUUUUCCCCAGCUGCUUCGCCUACAGGGAGAAUAACAACAUCGCUCUGAGCUCAGAGAUUUUGUAAUCAAAAGUUCAUUGUUGCAUUAAUUUUUAAAGCACCUGUUAUUCUAUGAAUGUAACAGUUUACAGGCUUGGAGCAAGCAAUCAGCUUACGAGGCUGUUAGUGCACCGAGUGCUGUCUUCACUGUGCUGCGAAGAUAUUUUUUAAUAAAAACUUUUGUUUAAGAACAUUAUACAUGAAAGCUAUCAUAUUGGUGUAUCCAUCAUUACCAUAUAAUCUUUAUUGCAUGUUUGAUGUAUAAUAUUAUUAAUGUAUAUACUCUCACUCAUACAUCAACAUGUUGGAGUGAGGGGGAUUUUUACAGUACUGUGUGAACAACCAGUGUUUGUGUUUCAGAUCUUUGUUUGAUCUUUGAUGAUUGUUAUUCCUGGUUUUGGUUUUCUUUGGUUAGUUCUUACUGAUCUUAGUUCUUGCUUCCUCUGUAUUUCUCUUAGCCUGUGUUCAGUCUCUGUCCUCACGUUUUCUCUGUGCCUGUGUCACGCCUCAUGUUUAAUGUGAUUGAUGAUGUCAUGCUUCUUGUAGGCAGAAAGAUCUGCCAUCCAUCACCCAGUCGCUUGCUGGUGAUAUCAGACACUUCCUGGUUCAUGAGCUUCUGUUCCCUCUGUUCCCGAGUCCGUCACGUCUCAGUGUGAAGCCUGUGUCUCCGAGUCUGUCUUUGCAUAUGUGUUGUGCUUCCUUCCUGUUUUCCAUUACCUUCGCCCUUUGUGUUUGUCCUCUGUGCUCCAAGUAACUCUAAUUCUCAGGUCCUGGUUUAUUUUCUACUGUUGUAGUGAGUUUUAUACUGAUAAUAGUGAAUCCAGCAAUAAAGUUGCUGCUUUCAGUUAAA
Molecule: messenger RNA, 2174 nt
Organism: Neolamprologus brichardi
Lineage: Eukaryota; Metazoa; Chordata; Actinopteri; Cichliformes; Cichlidae
Source: RefSeq, a predicted model, not a curated record